AUGUGCUAUCACUUGACCAAAAAUUUAACCAAGCAUCUACUCGGAAUAGCGAAAGAAUCAUUGGCAAAUAAAAAACUAUUGCCCACUACCCGAAUUAAUCAUAUAGGUAAAACCUGCAGAAAACUAAUUACAAUACAUGCUAAAAAAGAUAAUCCAUCUUCAGAAGAUUUGAAAACUGAUAUCCAAAAUGUGGUGCAACAUGUAUUUGCGAAUCACGAACAUUGUAAAAUAGAUUACAGUCUUAAGCAUGGACAAGUAAGCAUACAAAAUGGUUUAAAUAAAGCCUCUACUGAGACGCGAUUACGAAUAUUUCGUAUAUUAGAAAGAGACUGUUUACAUACUUUAAACUCUAAAAAAGAAAAUGGAAUACAUUGUCAAAUACCUGACCUUCCCGAAGAAGAAAUCAAAAAACUAAUAGACCAACAAGUAGGACUAUUAGACGUAUCCAUUGUUGAAGUUGACGGAAUUGAACAGUCUACAAGACGUCAGAGUAAUAACCCAAAAUGGUUCGAGGAGAGACAACCCCGUCUCACAGCUUCUACUUUUGGAGACAUAUGUAAAAGAAGACUAUACUUCGAAAAAUUGGUUAAGACAAUUAUUUACAAAAAACUACCAUCAGCUGGAAUAUGGAAAGAUCAACGAAGAUGUAGCAAGAUAAGCAUAUACAUCUUUAACCAAAAAUAUUGUGACUUCUUGUGGAUUAUUCGUCUAAGACUCUAA
This is a messenger RNA of Psylliodes chrysocephalus, 720 nucleotides long. The record is from the annotation of a GenBank genome assembly. Lineage: Eukaryota; Metazoa; Arthropoda; Insecta; Coleoptera; Chrysomelidae.